AUGGACUUCCGUUCAGUGAUUGUUUUCGGACCAACUGGUGCUGUGGGCUCCGCGACGGCAAGAGCCGCCCACCACCAUGGUGCCAAAGUUACACUGGCUAUGCGUGAUACCACGAAACCUAUCCAAGGGCUCAGUCCCUCGCAGGAGGCGACUGAUGGCUACGAGCGUGUCUAUGCCGAUCUCUCACUGCCAGACACCAUCCGCUCAGCGGUUUUGCAAACUGGAGCGAAGCAUGCCUUCAUCUACAUGGUCUUCGACUCCUCAGACCAUAUGCGGGCAAGUUUAGAAGCCCUCAAGGAUGCCGGAAUCGAAUCGGUAGUGCUGCUUAGUAGUAUCAGCGUCCAUGGCGAUCUUCAUGCUGUUCCAUCCAACGACCUGAUUGGCUUCGCUCAUGCUCAAGUGGAGAUAAACCUGCUGGAAAUAUUUGGGAAGGAGGGAUUUACGGCCGUCCGGCCGGCCUUCUUCGCAAGCAACUCAUUCUGGUGGGCACAUCAGAUAGCUACUGAAGCUGAAGUGAAGACCGCUUUCCCUGAUGUGCGGCUGGAUUUUAUCUCCCCGGAGGACAUCGGCGCUGUCUGCGGGGCGUUUCUUGCCGGCGCUGCUCUUCCUGCUGAAGGCGACCAGGGGCAGAACAUUGCUUAUCUAGUUGGGCCGGAAUUGCUCUCAGUGGCAGAAGCCAUCGAGACCAUUGGACGUGUCCUUGGAAAGAAUGUCCGUGUCACCACUGUCACUGACGAGGAGAACCUCGAAAUCAUGGUGACCAAGAGCGGGAUCCCGAGACCACUUGCAAAGCACCUGAUUGCACAAUUCGCCCAAACGCGGGAUGGGGCGGGCUCCAUUGGGUCCGGAGCUUUCCACCAACAUUGUGCAAACAUUGAGCGAUACCUGGGGCGGCCUCCAACGAGGUUCGAGCAGUGGGUGGAGCAGAAUAAGGAAAAUUUUGGCUCUUGA
Molecule: messenger RNA, 951 nt
Organism: Penicillium mononematosum
Lineage: Eukaryota; Fungi; Ascomycota; Eurotiomycetes; Eurotiales; Aspergillaceae
Exons: 1
Coding region: 1-951 (316 amino acids)
Source: RefSeq, a predicted model, not a curated record